AUGUUGAAAUUAGUAGUACUUUCAGUUAUUUUAGCUCUAUGUACAGCUGAGCCCAGUGGAUUGGUUUACAGUGCACCAUUAGUAGCAGCAGUGCCCGCAGCUCGUAGUUAUAGUUAUAGAGCAGACCUAGUCAGUCAGCCUCUAGUUACUGUUCCAGUUGCCCAAAAAUUGAUAAGUUCACCCGUGGUAGCUGCUCCUGUUUUACAAAAAAUUGUGACUCCUGUAGCUACAAGCUAUAGCGCCAGAGUUGAUGCUUUGAGGAGUCCUUUAGUAGCUGCUUACCCUGCAUCACUACAUCCUUGGUAA
Diorhabda sublineata is the source of this 306-nucleotide messenger RNA. RefSeq lists its product as uncharacterized. Bases 1 to 306 code for a protein of 101 amino acids. The transcript has a single exon. The record is from RefSeq and is a predicted model, not a curated record. Lineage: Eukaryota; Metazoa; Arthropoda; Insecta; Coleoptera; Chrysomelidae.